Messenger RNA from Ctenocephalides felis (cat flea), 1606 nucleotides. It is a transcript of the gene l(3)77CDf, whose product is annotated as phosphatidylserine synthase 1. Gene Ontology annotation, biological process: phosphatidylserine biosynthetic process. The record is from RefSeq and is a predicted model, not a curated record. Gene Ontology annotation, molecular function: L-serine-phosphatidylethanolamine phosphatidyltransferase activity. Lineage: Eukaryota; Metazoa; Arthropoda; Insecta; Siphonaptera; Pulicidae.
UCUGUUACAACAUCCAAAUAAUAACUCAGAUUUUAUCUUGCAUAAUGAAAAUUGUUAUUGUUUUUUAAUUCACGAUAAGGAUUAUGAUAAAUAUUUCAUUAAUUAUGUCGGUUCAUACGUAACAUCAUAUAUAACCUAUAAAAUUGCAUUUGGUGAAUUUAUUUUUUGCAAACUUAUUUAAAUAUAAAUUUAUAAACAUGAAGAGAAGAUUGACGAAAUCUGAGUCCACUUCGUCUCAAGAUAAAGCCGAUAGUUUUGUAAUAAUUAAUGAAAGGCCAGUGGAUGAUAUUUCAUUAGAGUUCUUUUACAAACCACAUAAUUUAACAUUGCUUGGAGUCUCGAUAGCAGCUGUGAUAUAUUCAGCAUUUAUUAGAAAAGAAGAUAAUGUCGAGGAUAAUAUAUGGGCAGGAAUGUGCAGUGUUGUGUUUUUCUUUCUUAUAAUAUCAGUCUUAACUUUUCCCAAUGGACCUUUUACAAGACCCCAUCCUGCAGUGUGGAGGAUAGUGUUCGGAUUAUCUGUUUUAUAUUUCCUAGGAUUAUUGUUUCUGUUAUUUCAAAGUUAUCAAACAGUUAAUGGAAUAUUAUUAUGGCUCGAUCCAAGUUUGAAGGAUUUUCAUAUAGAUAUGGAAAAAGAAUAUGGUGUCAACUGUUCAGACAUAACAUUUGAACGUGUCUGGUCUCAUGUAGAUGUUUUUGCCUGGGGUCAUUUCCUUGGCUGGAUGUUCAAAGCUGUUCUAAUCAGGCACAUGGGUAUCCUUUGGGCGAUAUCAGCAAUGUGGGAAAUUACAGAAAUUGCAUUUGCUCAUCUUCUUCCAAAUUUCGUGGAGUGUUGGUGGGAUGCUUUAAUUCUAGAUGUUGUUUUAUGCAACGGCUUUGGAAUCUGGUGUGGAUUGAAAAUUUGUAAAAUGUUGGAAAUGAGGGAAUACAAAUGGGUCAGCAUAAAGGACAUAUCAUCUACUUCUGGUAAAAUAAAAAGGGCAGUCUUACAAUUCACUCCAGGAAGUUGGACGCAUGUGCGUUGGCUUGAUCCCAAUUGCACCUAUAUGAGAUUCUUUGCUUAUGCCAAAUGUGAUUUCUGGCAGAUAUCAGAAUUGAAUACAUUCUUCCUUAAACACAUUUUUGAAAUGCCUCCAAAUCAUCCAUUGGUUUUUGCCCGUUUGGUUUUGAUUAUAGUCAUUGUUGCUCCAUCAGUUAGGCAAUAUUACACGUAUGUCACGGAUGCCAGAUGCAAACGUGUAGGAACUCAAUGUUUGAUUUACGGUGCAAUAAUGAUUUUAGAAGCCAUACUAUGUUUUAAGAAUGGAGGCGAAUUAUUUGAGCGAACACAAGCUUUGAAUAUUAUUUUAUGGUUACUCAUACAAAUGGUAGUUUCUGUACUGUGUGUAUACGGAUGUGUUGUAUGGCAUAAGUAUUUUAAUACAGAGAUUGACACGUCAAGAGAACAGUCUCCAGUGAAACAGGGUCGACCUAAUGAUAAAAAAGUAUUUGUGGAGUCUAUUUCUAUAGAAGACAACUUGGAUCAUACCAAAUCUGAAAAAGAAGAUUAAUAGAUAUAAUUAUUAUUAAAUUAUAUGUACAUAUGUCAAAAGCGACAAACAAAGCUGCA